AUGGCUAAAGCCUCCUCAGCGCAAGCGGGACCCUCAAGACCCAACGGCGGCAGACCUCUCAAGCCGAUACAUAAGACAGUCGAUCUGCUGAGAAGUAAUGAGGGAGCUAAGAGGAAAGGCAAGGGGAAGGAGAAAGAAGUUCUGGGAGACGGCGUGAUGGGUUUAGUUGACGAUGUCAAACGGUUACCUGGCAUGAUCCAGGUUGAGAAGUUCGCAGAGACGAGAGCGUUGGAGAUCCAUGCCUUUCAGACGGCCAUCAAAGUAGCUGCAGCUCAAGGCAGUACUCGAGCAUUUCAAUCGCUUCCUCGUCAUCUUCGAAGAAGAGCAGCAAGUCACAAUCCCCGUAGAGUACCCAAGAGGCUCAGAUCAAAAGCAGCCACAGAGAUCGAUUCUGGAGACACCAUAGCCAAGAAACACCGCAAGAUCGCCCGACUCCGACAAAAAGGUACACUUCGAGAUCAUCUUUCUCGAACGGAGCAAUUUGCAUUGAGACAGAAAAACAAAACGUGGUUACCUACUCAUAUGUGGCUUGCUAAGCGAUAUCACAUGACGAAUCUUUGGGGAUACAGAUUACCUCUUACGCCUACCUUGAAGUCUUUCAGACCUGCUUACAGAGCUGGAAGGAGGAAGGUAAUAGGAUUCGAUACGAGUUAUUAUGGUAUUAUAGAAUUUGAAGGUUCUCGACAGGAGAUUAUCAGCGUACUAAGUAGAAUGAGUGGAGGCAGCUUUGCUGGAUCGAAGUAUGAAGAUGGAUCCCGUGUGGCCAAUAUACUAUUAUAUUACUUCGAUUCUCUCCCUACGAACCUCAUUGGCCCAGCUGAAGUCAUCUGGCAAAGGCCUUCACCGGGUAUUGACCUACAACCCCGAGUAUGGCUUCGACUUCAUCCAUCCAUAUUCAACGAAACUUGGGAUGCGUUGAAAGUAGCGACCGCACAACUUCAGCAAAGUGGUUCAUCUAGGAUCGGAGAUUUGCAGAUCAGAGACUUGAGAGGAGAUAUAAAUUCGAUUGACCUCAUUGGACCCAAGUCAGGAAAGGUUUUGCGAAGGGUAUCGAGGUUGUGUAGAGAUGAAAAGGGAGUCAAGAGUAAAUUCUUCGAAAGCCUCAGAGAUCUGGAUGAUCCCGCUCAAUUGACAGAAGGAAUGGUUGUGGGAUUGAAAGUACAUGAUCCCAGGCUGAACUUCCCUCCCCCUCGUCUUUCACCGAAAAGUACAGACAUGAUCGAAGAGGAAAUCUUGCGAUCGAAUCAUCUCCAGCCCUCACCUGAUCUUGCUCAGAGUACGCUCUGGGACAGUAAUGUCAGGGAAGAUCUGUCCAAAGCGGCAUACACGAAAUAUCAACUGGACGCUAGACGUCACCGAUUAGGAUUGCCUGGUACCAAGCUACGACCUUCAUCAACUGAUGAUCGACUCCCUAUCCUACUAUAUCAACGAUCCAUCUCAUCGCCGUCUAAACCUUCCGAAGGAUUCUACGGCUUUACUAUCCUUCUACCUCCCGGUACAUGGGCACAAUACUUCCUUUCUUCCCUUGUCUACUCUGGUGUAUUGGUUGGUGGAUUGAGAGAACGAGCUGUACAACAUCGAGAAGCGGGAGUGUCCUCCUUCCCCGAACAUUACGGUCAGACCUGCAAAGCCGGUAGGGAAUGGGAGAUGAAGAAGGGCGACAAGGAGAAAGAAACGUUUGAUAGGAAACCACCGGGGAAAAGACCUGAGUUCAGGUUGAUAGGUACGCAGGAUCCUUGGAUACCUGACUGGAAUAAGGUGAUGAGCAAUCAAUGCAGUGAAGAGUCCUCGCUCAACGGAUCCGGAUCCGGUGCUGCAAGUAAACCAUGGCUCUUACCAUCUCCUUUCACUUCGCAUCUCACACCAAACCUCAAUUCCAUGAAUUUGCUCAGAAUGCUUAAUGCCUUCCGGGAACAGCGCUCAUUGGUCCCUUUACCAUCUGAAAAGGGUCGACAGUUGUUCGAUUCAGCUCUGGUACAUGUCGAAGUCAACGUACUGGGCAGAGGCUCGCCGGGAGAUAUGGCUAUAUUAUGUACGCUACCGAAAGGAGAAAGAGUGAAAUGGAUAGAAGCGUAUGAAAAAGGAGCUCAAGUAGAGUCGGGACAAUUGAGUGAUUUACAUAAACUUGAAGAGGUUUUACCGUCUCAGGAUAGUGUGAUCGGAUAUACGACUACUGGAAAUUUCUCCCUAUCCCGAGGACAAGGAUAUGCAAUAGGUGCUAUCACUCUUAAAUCUUAUAUUGAUCUUCUUAAGACUGCUGGACCGGAGGAGGAAUACAAGGAUGGAUGGGAACAGAGGGUUCUGGUUAGGGUUAGAAAUAGGGAUGGGAGGUUGAGCAGGUUGGCGGAACUGAAGUUGAUCUUGAAUUAG
Molecule: messenger RNA, 2370 nt
Organism: Kwoniella botswanensis
Lineage: Eukaryota; Fungi; Basidiomycota; Tremellomycetes; Tremellales; Cryptococcaceae
Exons: 11
Coding region: 1-2370 (789 amino acids)
Biological process (GO): tRNA 5'-leader removal
Cellular component (GO): nucleolar ribonuclease P complex; ribonuclease MRP complex
Source: RefSeq, a predicted model, not a curated record